Plasmodium berghei ANKA is the source of this 1251-nucleotide messenger RNA. RefSeq names its product Plasmodium exported protein, unknown function. The transcript has 2 exons. The record is from RefSeq and is a predicted model, not a curated record. Bases 1 to 1251 code for a protein of 416 amino acids. Lineage: Eukaryota; Apicomplexa; Aconoidasida; Haemosporida; Plasmodiidae.
AUGCUUUUAUUUGGAAUAUAUAAUUUCGGUUUAUUACUAUUGCAAUGGAAUGAGAAUAUAGUACUUCAUAACCAUAUAAACAAUGAAGCAUUGACGUUUGUAUCUUUCAGAUUGCUAGCGCAAUCGAAUGUAGAACCAUAUGAUGAAACGAAUUUGGAAAAUCCAUUUGUAUUAGAUGCAGAAGAAAAUGAUAAUAAAUUAGGAAGCCAUAUAACUAGUAUCGGACCUGAGGUAAAUGUAAAUUCACGAGUAUAUAAAUCAAUAGGCAAUAAAGAUGCUCAUAAUAAAUUAAAAAAUGAUAACAUAUCAAAAAAAAAAAAUAAUGAUGAAUUAAAUUACGAAAUAAAAAAAGGUGAAUUAAUAAAAGAAGACCCAUUAAAUGAUAAAAAUGAAGAUGGUAAAAUAUUAGAUAAAGAAGAAAAAAAUCGCCAAAUUGUGAACAAUUUAAAAUCAGAUUAUUUAAAUUCAAAUGAACAACUUCAAAAAAAAUAUAUAGAAGAAAUAAAACUAUUUGACGAGGAGACAGAAGACAUACCAAAAGCAUUAAAUGAUUUAUUGGAUGAUAAAAUAGAAAAUCUAAAGUUAUUAAUGAAAGAAAUGUUAACCAGAGAACUUCAACUGAUAAAGGAACGAUUGCAUAUGUGUUUAAAAACAGAUAUCAAAAAAUGUGGAUUAAUAAAAAGUAAGUUAUUAGAAAAUCAAAUUGAGAAAGCUAAUAUAUUAAGGGAUAAAUUGUUAGAAGAUAAAUAUAUAUGUACAAAAAUGAAAAUUGAAGAUAUUAAUAGCAUGAAAUCAUUGGAAAAUAGUAUAAACAAUAUGGGUAUUAGAGAUAGAACGAAAUUAAAGAUAAAAAAACAUAUUAAAAAUUAUAUGGACAGUGAUGAUUCAUUUGAGCAAGUUAAUAUUUAUAAUAAAAUUAAGAAAUAUAUUACAAAUGAUAUAAAUCCAGGCAUCUUUCGAAAAAUAAUGCAUACUCUAAAAAUACAAGAAGGGGUCGACUCUAUAGGCAAAAGCAAAUUAUAUCAUAGAAUAACACAUAAUCCUUUGUUAUUAUAUAUAAGACGAUAUGUAAUAUUCGAUUUAAUAGUAUUUAUAGGUACUAGUCAACUCAUGGAAUCGGCAAUUGUAGCAAUACCUAUAACAGUUGUAUUACUUAUUAUAUUAUUUUUUGUGGUCAAAUUUAAGAGUAAUAUAACAGAACUUUUCCAAAAAAAAAAAGAGAAAAAAAAGGAGAAAAAGAAAAAAAGAUAA